This is a messenger RNA of Annulohypoxylon truncatum, 1089 nucleotides long. RefSeq names its product Borealin N terminal-domain-containing protein. The record is from RefSeq and is a predicted model, not a curated record. The coding region runs from base 1 to 1089 and encodes 362 amino acids. Lineage: Eukaryota; Fungi; Ascomycota; Sordariomycetes; Xylariales; Hypoxylaceae. The transcript has 3 exons.
AUGGCACCUGUUAAGGCGACGCGAAAGCGCAAGUCGAAUCAUUCAGUAAGCCCUAUCGGUGACAAGAUCUCCAUGAUGAAGCAUAGCCCGCACCGAAGUCCUAUUAAGAGGCGAAAGCUAGGCCUCACGCUUCAGCAGAAGCAGGCCAUCAUUGACAACUGCCGGCUGGAAGUCACUGAACGUGCUCGACGACUACGAGCCCAAUAUAAUGUGCAGGCGCAACAACUACGAUCACGCGUCGAGAUGCGCGUCAACCGAAUUCCGACUGCUCUACGCAAGAUGAAGAUGGGAGAACUCCUGGCCAAAUCCCUACAGCCACAACAACCCCCUCGCCCUCCUAAACCAACCAAGUCAACGUAUGUAGCUCCGCCAGUUCCACCUAAGGACGGCAAAUUACCCCAGCCUGUUACCCGCAAGCCAGUUCCCGCACGCGAAGCAGCAGUCGGACGAAAGCGCUUGAGUACGGAGAUUUCAUCCGAUAAGGAGAAUCGAAGCAAUGCUGUUGAGAACCCCAAGAAGAGACUUCGUGGUGUCCCUGCUAAGGAGCCCGUACCCAUUCAACCGGCUAACAUCCUGUCGCCUACGUCUUCAAACACCAAUACUCGAGCUGUCCCCCGCCAACGCCCUGCAUCGCCUACGAAGCCAAUGAUAAGUAGACCCGCAUCCCCUACAAAGGGCCCGCCCCCUAAGGCCCCGUCGAACCUCUUGUCGGGUAUGGCAGAUAAGGUCAGAGGAACUCGGCCUGCAGCGGGCGCACGCAAGGCUACAAACACAUCUACGACAAGUUCGAACAACGGCCCAGCUACCACCCGCACGCGACAAGCUGCGGCAGUUUCUCGUCCACCAACUGCCGCCUCUACGCGUGGUCGGCGCAAGGCCAGUGCUGCAAGUGAGACAAGCAACGGAAGCGCAACAACUGUUGUCAAGAAGACAACUGCGUCAAGAGCUGCUAAGACCACUGCUCCUCCGGCUAAGCGAACAGUGAUGAGCACAAUCAAGUCAGCUACUACUAAGAAGCCUCCAGCGUCCAAAGCUACAACUGCACCCACAGGUACAGGCACUGGAAGAACGCUGAGAAAGAGAGCAUAA